AUGGCUACCCCUAGUGUCCUCGUUUUUUACGCUGACGGUCGGGCCAUUGAUUUUGACGUCUGGGUAGAUGACCUGCAGCUUUUCCUACAGUGCGAUAGGGCAGACGGUCUCUCCCUCUUUGACCUCACCUCUGGUGCCUCUCCUGCCCCUGCUGCUGAUGCCGACGCCACUGUUCGCUCACAGUGGGCCACUCGCGAUGCUGCUGCACGUCUUGCUGUGCGUCGCCACCUGCCUACCUCUGAGCGUGCGCACUUUAGCCAGUACAAGAGUGCUCAGACCUUGUACGACGCUGUAGUUGCGCGCUACUCCUCCCCUGCCACUGCUGCACUGAGCCGCCUCAUGCUACCGUACCUCUUCCCUGACCUUGCUGCCUUUCCCACAGUCGCUGACCUCAUUACGCACCUCCGCACUAGUGACACUCGCUACCGCGCUGCGCUUCCUGCUGAGUUCUGCGCCAAGAACCCCCCCCCCAUGUACAUCACCCUCUACUACAUAGUCACCCGGCUCCCUGACUCCCUUUGCGUAGUCAGGGACCACUUCCUCUCAGUUUGCCCCACCACUCUCACCGUUGACCUCCUCGAAAAGGCCCUCCUAGCAGCAGAAAAGAGCAUAGUAGCUGUAGGAGCCUCUCGUGGUGACCCUCGCACCCCCAUCUUUGAGGGUCGGUCGGUGCGGCGUCUACCCCUAGCGGGAGACGCCGCCCUGGCAAGGACAAGGGGGGCAGGGGCACUGGAGGAGCUAGCGGGGGCGGUGGAGGCGGCGGUGGAGGCGGUGGAGGGGGUGGGGGUGGCGGUGGGGGUGGUGGCGGGGGUGGAGGUGUCGGUGGCGGCAGUGGAGGUGGAGGCGGCGGCGGCGGUGGCGGUGGGAGCGGAGGUGGCGGCGGUGGAGGAGGCGGCGGCGGAGGAGGUGGAACUGGUCGGGGUGGCGCUGCGCAGAGGGUCGGCUCCGGUGGUGGUCAGCGCCAGCAGCAGCAGCAGCAGCAGCGCACUCGUGACAUCCCCCCCCCUCAGCAGCUCCGUGAGUGGUACGCUGCACGCCAGCGGGCUGUCUAGGGCGGGUGUAGCUGUCUUUGACCUUGACUUUGAUGCUAUUCUUGCUGCCAUGUAUACUGUGACUAUUAGUGAUGAGGGUGACUGUUACCGGUGUUUUCCGCCCGACCCGGGCAUUGAGUCUGCUGCUCUAGGUACUGGUGAGGCUGCUGCUCUAGGUGCUAGCGAGGCUGCUGCUCUAGGUGCUCGUGCGUCUGCUCCCUCAGGUGCUGGUGAGUCUGCUCUCUCAGGUUCUGCGUCGGCUUCGGCCUCCCACACCUUCACCCUUGACUCGGGGGCUUCUCGCUCCUUCUUUCGAGACCGCACCAGACUCACGCCGCUUGGCCGGCCAGUUGCAGUCUCUCUGGCAGACCCCUCUGGGGGUCCUGUCCUUGCUCACUUCUCCACUGUCCUCCCGUGUCCGGCGGCCCCCUCUGGCACCCUGUCUGGUCUUUACCUCCCCUCGUUCUCUACGAACUUGGUAAGUGGUGCUGACCUACAGGAUGCGGGGGUUCACCAGUUCACUCCUGCGAGUCAGCGGGUGACCCACUGCACAGACGCUCGGACAGGCCGACACCUGGCCACGUUUACACGUCGGCCGGGGUCGAGCCUGUACACACUGACCACUGCGUCUCCUCCAGUCACUGCGUCUGGUCAGGUAGCUGCGUCGGGUCAGGUGUUUGCUGCAGCGUCCAGGUCUGGUCCUGAGUCUGCCCCCUGUUCGUGUCGCCUUCUGUCUCACGAGACUCUCCUCUGGCACCACCGCCUUGGUCACCCCUCCCUGCUUCGUCUCCGAGGCAUGGCCUCCCGUGUCCUUGUCUCUGGUCUUCCCCGGUCCCUCCCUCCCCUUCCUCCGGGGCCUGGCCCUACCUGCGUCCCCUGUGUCGAGGGGCGGCAGCGGGCUGCCCCUCACUCCUCCCAGUUUCCUCCGACAGAGGCCCUGCUGCAGACGCUUCACAUGGACGUGUGGGGCCCGGCCCGCGUCCGUGGACAGGGUCACGAGCGCUACUUCCUGCUGGUGGUUGACGACUACUCGCGUUACACCACAGUCUUCCCCUUGCACAGCAAGGGUGAUGUCACUGAGGUGUUGAUCGACUGGAUCCGCGCAGCUCGUCUCCAGCUCAGGCAGAGCUUCGGCUCGGACUUUCCUGUUCUGCGUCUGCACUCUGACAGAGGUGGAGAGUUCUCCUCUGGCCUUCUGCGAGCCUACUGUCGUGCACGAGGCAUCCGCCAGACCUUCACGCUUCCGGACUCUCCACAGCAAAAUGGGAUUGCUGAGCGCCGCAUUGGCAUGGUCAUGGACGUCGCCCGUACGUCCAUGAUGCAUGCGGCUGCCCCCCAUUUUCUGUGGCCGUUUGCGGUUCGGUAUGCGGCGCAUCAGAUCAACCUUCACCCCAGGGUCUCCAUGCCGGAGACCUCCCCAGCUUUGCUGUGGACGGGGAAGGUUGGCGAUGCGUCUGCGUUCCGUGUCUGGGGAUCUCGGGCGUUUGUCCGCGACUUGUCUGCGGACAAGCUGUCCCCUCGUGCUGCUCCUUGCGUCUUCCUUGGCUUCCCCCCUGACGCGCCAGGGUGGCAGUUCUACCACCCCACCUCUCGCCGUGUUCUGUCCUCCCAGGACGUCACGUUUGACGAGUCGGUCCCCUACUACCGCCUCUUCCCCUACCGCACUCCGUCCCUCCCCCCGCCACCGCUCUUCCUUGUGCCAGGUCCCCCCCCGGUAGACCCCCUCCCCCCUCAGGGUCCUGCCCCUUCAGGUGUGUCCCAGGUAGACGCAGUCGAGCCUGUCGAGGUUACUGGUGACUCUGGUGCUGCUGAGGGUGCUGAGCCUGGGGGUGCUGACUCUGGGGGUGCUGAGCGUGUGGGUGCUACGCCUGGGGGUGCUGAGCCUGAGGGUGCUACUACUGGGGGUCCUGAGCCUGGGGGUGCUGAGCCUGGGGGUGCUACUACUGGGGGUGCUGAGCCUGGGGGUGCUGAGCCUGGGGGUGCUACGCCUGGAGGUGCUGAGCCUGGGGGUGCGGAGCCUGAGGGAGCUGGGCCUGCUCGUGUGGCGUCUGGCGGUGCUGAGCCUGGAGGUUCUCCGGGUGCUUCGUCUCGGCGAGAGCCACUCUCUCCACAGGAGCUGCGCGAGUGGUUUGCCCGGCGCUGGAGGCGUGCUGCUGGAGCUGGAGGUUCUUCGGCUGCUGAGGGUGCUGGUGCCGCGGGUCCCGGAGGUGCUCGUACUGGGAGUACUGGAGCUGCUGGGCCUGCGGGUACGACUGGAGCUGGAGCUGCUGAGGGUGUUGGCGCUGAGGCUACUGCUGUCGGUCCUGGAGGCGGUCCUACUGGGGGUGCUACUGGUGCUGCUGGAGGUACUGGAGCUGGAGGUGCUGCUGGCGCUGGUGCUGCCGCUGGGGGUACUGGUGCUGUCCCUGCUGUGUCUGGAGUCGCCGCGCGGCCUCGGCCGUACUUCGUUCCGCUCCUUCAGCAGGUUCUUGGUCUCCCGCCUUCUACUGGUCCUCCUCCUCCCUUAGAGUGUCCACAGCCUGUCCCGUCACAGUUACAGUUACAGCCGGCCUCCCCACUGCCCGCUCCUUCUCCCUACACUGGUCCUACUGGAGGUCUUACAAAGCGUCGUGAGCCUGCGUCUCGCCCUGCGUCGCCUGUCCGUGCUGCUCGCACUAGUGGUCGUGGUUCGCGUCAGCGUCCUCCUCCUGUCCUUGGCACGCACCGGAUGUCUCUGCGUCCGUCCACUGCUCCUCUGCGUGCCCCUUUGCCUUCUCCUCCUGAGUCCUCUCUUCCUGCUCUUCCUGACCCGGCGUCGGACUCCGUUCGUGCUGCCAGUCCGACUGUCACGCGUCUCCUUGCUACUGUUGUCACUGACCCUUCCUUUGAGUCCACUGCUGCGUCUGCCCUAGUUGCUGAGCUCGUCGACUUUGCUGCUCGCUGUCGUCUAGACUACGCUGCUAGUCUUGUUGCUGAGUCUGAGUCUGUCUGUCCUCCGUCCGUCGGGGGUGAGUGUGCCCUUGGCACGGACGUCCUUGAGGACAGGCAGGAGGAGUUCCAGUGUCUGGCUGCUGCUUCACCUCAUCUCGUGUCCGUACUGCUUACCCCUGAGGGAGACCCGGAUGCACUUGACAUCCCGACUCCGCGCUCUUACGCGGAGGCGAUAGAGGGUCCCUACUCCUCUCAGUGGCAGGCAGCUAUGGACGCAGAGAUGGCUUCCUGGAAGUCCACAGGCACCUACGUUGACGAGGUUCCCCCGCCUGGGGCGAACAUCGUCAGUGGCAUGUGGAUUUUCAGGGUGAAGCGGCCGCCGGGUUCUCCGCCUGUCUUCAAGGCGCGUUACGUGGCUCGUGGCUUCAGUCAGCGGCAGGGAGUUGACUACUUUCAGACCUUCUCUCCCACCCCGAAGAUGACCACUCUUCGGGUACUGCUGCACAUAGCUGCUCACCGCGACUACGAGCUGCACUCUCUUGACUUCAGCACUGCUUUCUUGCAGGGCAGCCUGCACGAGGAGAUCUGGCUGCGUCGCCCACCUGGCUUCACUGGGUCCUUUCCUCCUGGCACCCAGUGGAGCCUCCGGCGGCCAGUCUACGGUCUCCGCCAGGCACCGCGUGAGUGGCACGACACACUGAGGACUACACUUGCGGCUCUUGGGUUUGCUCCCUCUACUGCCGACCCGUCGCUGUUUCUGCGCACCGACACUUCUUUGCCGCCGUUCUACAUCCUCGUGUACGUCGACGACUUGGUCUUCGCCACAGCUGACACUGCUGGACUCGCCCACGUGAAGUCCGAGCUGCAGAAGAGACACACGUGCACAGACCUGGGUGAACUGCGCAGCUACCUUGGCUUGCAGAUCACCCGGGACAGAGCACGCCGCACCAUUACCCUGACUCAGUCACACAUGGUGCAGCAGGUCCUUCAGCGCUUCGGCUUCACGUACUCCUCGCCUCAGGCCACUCCUCUGCCUACUCGCCACUCGCUCUCAGCUCUGCCUUCGGAUGAGUCCGUAGAGUCGAGUGGCCCGUACCCAGAGCUUGUUGGCUGCCUCAUGUACCUGAUGACCUGCACACGACCUGACCUUGCAUACCCUCUUAGCAUUCUUGCACGCUAUGUUGCUCCUGGGAGACACAGACCAGAGCACAUGGCUGCAGCGAAGAGGGUGUUGCGCUACUUGUGCAGUACGUCGGGCAUGGGGCUUGUGCUUGGAGGGCAGAGUCCAGUGGUCCUCACUGGGCACGCAGACGCUUCUUGGGCUGACGACCAGGCUACGCAGCGGUCGUCACAGGGUUACACCUUCAGCCUUGGUUCCGGCUCUGUUUCGUGGCGGGCUACCCGCUCGUCUUCUGUUCUCGGCUCCAGUUGUGAGGCUGAGAUCUACGCUGGGGCCAUGGCUGCACAGGAGCUUCGCUGGCUCACCUACCUGCUCACUGACCUCGGAGAGCCGCCUCGUUCUCCUCCAGUGCUGUACGUAGACAACAAGGCCAUGCUGGCCUUGUGUCGAGAGCAGAGACUGGAGCACAGAACGAAGCACAUUGCUCUCCGCUACUUCCUUGCUCGUGAGCUACAGCAGCGUGGUCAGCUACGGCUUGCGUACGUGGCCUCUGAGGCCAACACUGCUGAUAUCUUCACCAAGGCACUUCCGCCUUGUGAUCAUCAGCGCUUCUGUACUCAGCUGGGUCUUGUGCCUACCUUGCCUCACUUGCUCACCCCUUGA
Closterium sp. Naga37s-1 is the source of this 5724-nucleotide messenger RNA. Lineage: Eukaryota; Viridiplantae; Streptophyta; Zygnematophyceae; Desmidiales; Closteriaceae. The record is from the annotation of a GenBank genome assembly.